AGCAUCCCUUCCUCUCUCUUCCUCUCUCUCUCCAGGUGAUCACCCCGUUCCGUAGGCUCAUCCUCUGCGCCGAGAACAGGAAAGAGAUGGAGGACUGGAUCAGUUCGCUCAAGUCCGUCCAGUCCAGGGAGCAUUACGAGACGGCACAGUUUAAUGUGGAACAUUUCUCAGGGAUGCACAACUGGUACGCCUGCUCCCACGCACGGCCCACCUUCUGCAAUGUCUGUAAAGACAGCUUGUCUGGGGUCACAUCUCAUGGCCUCUCCUGCGAAGUGUGCAAGUUCAAAGCCCACAAACGCUGUGCCGUAAGAGCCACUAACAACUGCAAAUGGACGACCUUGGCCUCUAUAGGGAAGGACAUCAUUGAAGAUGAGGAUGGGAUUGCCAUGCCUCAUCAGUGGUUGGAGGGCAACCUGCCUGUCAGUGCCAAAUGUGCCGUGUGUGAUAAGACAUGUGGCAGCGUGCUAAGGCUGCAGGACUGGCGCUGCCUCUGGUGCAAAGCCAUGGUGCAUACAGCCUGUAUGGACCUGUACCCUCGCAAGUGUCCUCUGGGUCAAUGCAAAGUCUCCAUCAUUCCCCCCACGGCGCUCAACAGCAUCGAUUCAGAUGGCUUCUGGAAGGCCACCUGUCCCCCGUCGUGUGCCAGUCCCCUCCUGGUCUUUGUCAACUCAAAAAGCGGCGACAACCAGGGGGUGAAGUUCUUGCGACGCUUCAAGCAGCUUCUCAACCCGGCCCAAGUCUUCGACCUGGUCAACGGGGGUCCGCACCUCGGCCUGCGUCUGUUCCAGAAGUUUGACAAUUUUCGGAUCCUGGUGUGUGGCGGGGACGGCAGCGUGGGAUGGGUCCUGUCAGAGAUAGACAAACUCAAUCUCCACAAGCAGUGCCAGCUGGGGGUGUUGCCCCUCGGCACCGGCAACGAUCUGGCCCGGGUGCUGGGCUGGGGCCCUUCGUGCGACGAUGACACCCAACUGCCCCAGAUCCUGGAGAAGCUGGAGCGGGCCAGCACCAAGAUGCUGGACCGCUGGAGCAUCAUGACCUACGAGAUCAAGAUCCCACCCAAACACAGCUGCCCCACCACACCCGAGGGAGCCGACGACUGCCAGUUUCACAUUUCAGCGUAUGAACACUCAGUGACCACUCACCUCACAAAGAUCCUCAACUCAGAGCAGCACUCUGUGGUCAUCUCCUCUGCCAAGAUUCUGUGCGAAACAGUGAAGGAUUUUAUUGCCAAAGUGGGGAAAGCGUAUGAGAAAAGCACAGAGAACCUUGAGGAGUGCGACUCCAUGUCUCUCAAAUGUGCCAUCCUGAACGAGAAGCUGGACUCCCUCCUGCAGACGCUGAACGCAGAGUCCCAGUCCCUGCCGCCGCUUCCCCACUGCACCCCUCCGAUCGUGGAAGAAGAACAAGAGGAGGAGGAAGAGGAGGAAGAAGAGGAGGAGGAGGCCAGCGAGGAGAGCCUGACGGAGCUCAAGGGGAAGCUGGAGGAGGAGGAGACGGAGAAAGGGCGGGGGGGCAGCGGGCCCCCCCAGCAGCUGUUUAAAAGCCGGGACCAGCUGAUGCUCAGGGCCAACAGUCUGAAGAAAGCCGUCCGGCAGAUCAUAGACCAGGCUGUGAGAGUGGUGGACGAGCAGAACGCCCACACGGAUGACACGGAGCUACCGUCGCCACUGGAGUUCAGGAAGGACAGCGAGGACGAGAACAGGGACAGCGAGAAGGACGAGGACACCAAGGAACUGGAGGCGGUGUCGUCCGCCCGGAGCCCCUGCUCCCCGACAGAGAGCAGAGUGAGCCGCAGCACCCAGUCGUACGGCCCCUUCACCAUCACCCCCUUCACCACCAGCAAGGAGAACCUCCCCGUGCUCAACACACGCAUCAUCUGCCCUGGGCUGCGAGCCGGGCUGGCCGCCUCCAUCGCCGGAAGCUCCAUCAUUAGCAAGAUGCUGCUGGCUAACAUUGACCCGUUCGGCGCGACACCCUUCAUCGACCCCGACCUCGACUCGCUAGAUGGCUACAUGGAGAAAUGCGUCAUGAAUAACUACUUUGGCAUCGGCUUGGACGCCAAGAUCUCUCUGGAGUUCAACAACAAGAGAGAGGAGCAUCCAGAGAAAUGCAGGAGUCGUACGAAGAACAUGAUGUGGUAUGGUGUUCUGGGCACCAAAGAGCUGCUGCAAAGAACCUACAAGAACCUGGAGCAAAAAGUGCAGCUGGAGUGUGACGGUCAGUACAUCCCCCUGCCCAGCCUACAGGGGAUUGCAGUGUUGAACAUCCCCAGCUACGCAGGCGGAACCAACUUCUGGGGCGGCACCAAGGAGGACGAUAUCUUCUGUGCUCCAUCGUUUGACGAUAAGAUCCUGGAGGUGGUGGCCGUGUUUGGGAGCAUGCAGAUGGCCGUGUCCAGAGUCAUCAAGCUGCAACAUCAUCGCAUAGCCCAGUGUCGAACGGUGAAGAUCACCAUCCUGGGAGACGAGGGCGUUCCCAUCCAGGUGGACGGCGAGGCCUGGAUCCAGCCGCCCGGAGUAAUCAAGAUCCAGCACAAGAACAGAGCGCAGAUGCUCACCAGAGACCGGGCGUUUGAGAACACGCUGAAGUCAUGGGAGGACAAACUGAAGUACGACAAGCCCCCGCUGCGGCCUCACCUCUACCCGCAGCAGUCUGUGGAUCUGGCCACAGAGGAGGAGAACGCCCUGAUGCAGAUGUGCGCCCGGGCGGCCGAAGAGCUCAUCACAAGGAUAUGCGAAGCCGCCAAAACCAACGGGCUUUUGGAGCAGGAGCUGGCUCACGCUGUUAACGCCGCGUCUCACGCCAUCAACAAAAUGCACCCCAAGUUCCCAGAGAGUCUGACUAGGAACACUGCUAUCGAGGUGGCGAGCACCGUCAAGGCGCUGCACAACGAGACUGAGUCCCUUCUGUUGGGACGAGUCUCUCUGCAACUGGACCCGCCUGAGGAGGAGCAGCUGUCCAGUGCUUUGCAGAGCCUGGAUGUUGAACUGGGCAAACUGGGAGAAAUCCCCUGGCUGUACCACAUACUGCAGCCCAACGACGAGGAGGUUGACUGUGCUUAUGUACCAGGACCCCUCUCUGGGUUACGGCAAGAGGAACAGUCGCAGCAGCGUGUUCCGCAUAGUGCCCAAGUUCAAGAAGGAGAAGGCCGCCAAGAAGACGAGCCCUCAGUCAGUGGAGAGGUGGGGCACAGAGGAGGUGGGCGUCUGGCUGGAACAGCUGAGUCUCGGGGAGUACAGAGACACCUUCAUACGGCACGACAUCCGAGGCUCAGAGCUGCUGCACCUGGAGAGGAGGGACCUAAAGGAUCUGGGGAUAUCGAAAGUGGGUCAUAUGAAGAGAAUCCUCCAGGGAACUAAGGAGCUGGCCAAGGUCUCCAUGGUCGACCUUUAACCUGGGAGCAAUAACUGCCAGAGAGGGGGAAGCCACACAUUCCCCCCUAACGUGGGAGUUUGGGAGCACCGUAGGCAGAGAGAGAGAGAGAGGAGAUGGGUAUUCAAGUGGAGCCGGCUUUAACCGCUCCGCCGUGAGCGCCUUCGUGACGGUGGACGGGACCAGGACGUGCGAGUGUGCCUGUGUGCGCGUGUGUGUGCGUGUUCGUGCUGCGGUGCCAACAUGACAGUCCAGAAAGCUGAGGAAAGUUCAAAAUGGAAGUCAAGAAUCUUCAUAGCAACAACAAAAAAAGAAGCCAUUUCAAAGUUAAUAACCACUCAUAGCACACUAUCAGGUAUGCAAGAAUCCAUAUUAAUAACUAGUUGUCUGAUGAACUAGUAGCAUAACUAAGACUUCCAUGAGUUUGGGGUUCACUUUGAGUUGGAGUUGAACGUGAACUGCAGAUGAAUCUUGAGCAUUAAAGCAACCCUCGGGAUUUCUGCCGAAGCAGAACAACAAACAUCUCCAUCUGCUGUCGGGGCGCGGUCGCAUGCUACGCUUGCUAAACUUUUAAGUAUCUUUAACUGCAUGAUUAGUGUCUUGAUUUUUUUGGUGUGCAAGAUAACACUUGAAGAAGUUUUACAUGUCUUAUUAAGUAUUACGAUGCCAUUUGUUACUACUGAAACCAAGAUGGUGUGCUUAUUUUUUUUUUCUUCUCUCGCUCGAUUUUAUUUAUUUUUGCUAGCAUGACUAUGACGUGUCAAAGAUUUCUGUCAAGUGCCAUACUUUGGGUCAUUUGUUGUAAAACGUGCUUUAGGGCGGUCAUCAUAGAAAAAUGAACGACGAGGUAGGAAUCGGUGGAGUUGUUGUCUGUGGAUGUGAAAACAGAACCAAAGUGAAUGUUGGAGGAAAACCUGACGGUUUUGUUUCGAGGACCGCGAGGCGUCUCACUUCCACUCAGACAGUUUCCAAGGAGACGCUGCUGGUCAGGGGCCAGACAAAUAUAUUAUAGUAUUGCUCAGUUUUUAUUUUUGUUUGUUUUUUUGUUAGGAAUACCUAAAAAGGCACUUUUCACAUCUUGCUUUAUGCAAGUGCAAAUCCUCAUAUCAUUACAUUGAUUAAAAACAACAACAAAAAAUCACCUCAACUUUGUAUCUUUUGGCAGUUUUAACUAAUGCAAGAUAGCAAUUAGGUAACAAGUUUUGAAUAUGUAACGAAGCAGUUGAUCUUCUAUUUCCACGUUGAUAGAAACUUUUUCCUAUUAGUUUCUUUAAGGUCGAUGGCAUUACAGGGUAUAUUUCUAGAUGUGAUGCUAGGUUUGUACAUACUUAUGCACUGUACAUACGGUAAACAAGUGGAUGCAAACAAUGUUUGUAAGUGUUGUAGCCUUAUGCAUUUUGUAGUUUUGCUGACUUGGCAUGCAUUCGUGAAGAACUCCCCCUUUUGGACAGAGUGUAAAACACCUUAAACAGUCGUGCAUUGCUGAUUUUGUUCUGCUCUCCUGUACAUGUUAACUUUGUUGUAUUCUAAUGAUGGUGCAAUAUCUGAUCUCUUGUUUUGUUUCUCUCUCUUAAACUUUGCAAAAUGAUCUCUAUCUGUUUGGGGGGGGGCAUCUAAAACUUGUGUUUUUAUUUCUGUUUAUGGUUUUUGGUUUCUAUAUUUUUAGUCUGGGACAAUUUUUAAAGUUCGACCCCACAGCUGUUUCUUACAUGCUCCAGACUUCUUCCAGUGGUUGAUUUGUUUGUAGAUUCGCUCCUCUGUGCUUCCAAGAUGAUACUCUAAUAAGACUGUCUGUGAAUGGAUUGACUAGGCAGACGUGACUGUUGUGUUAUCAUGUAUCAUAAUGUUUGUUUGUGCAUUUGUGUGCACAGACAGUUAGUAGCCUGACAUGCAAGCAGUUGUAUAAGUUCAGCUGCAAAACAAUCCGUAUUUUUGCCUUUUUUUUUUUUUUGGCUUAAAAAACGAAUCAAUAUUUUGCAGGUUAUGAUACCCUGUUAGAUUUGCACAUUCAAAUGUAUUCGUCCCUAUAAGACAUUAUGAGAGAACAGAGGAAGACAGGCGAUAAAGCUUUUUUCAUUUCUUCCAAUGCAACGUGACAUUUGAUAACUGAGGCUAGGGAUUAAUAGUUGGUCAUUUUAGCUUUGCAGUAGCUGCGUUUCCAUUACAAAUGUGCGCAAAACUUUGUUGGUGUUUCGCUGAAGUGAAGUCGCAGUUGCGGUGUUUCCUCUAAAUAAGACACAAUUAAAAUCCCACCUGAAUAACUGUUCACGUCAUUAAGAAACCAUUCUGCACCAUCAUCCUCCUGCCACUUCCUGUCAUCUUCUUUGUCAUUUCCACCAGUAGUAACAUCUGGUUGUUGAUCACAUGACUCGUGUGAUGUGAAAAAAGUGUUUCCAUUGCGGUUUCAUGAAAUACACUAAUUUCAAUACGGCGGCGUAACCACCUCAUCCUAGCUCAAAACCUUUUCUUUUAGAAAAACUUGAGUUUUUUCAAAAUUGUAGUGUUUCUAUUAAUUGAAUUUAUUUUUUCUAUCCCAGUAUGAUCAAUGGAAACGUAGCUAUUGUAUCCCUUUCAGUUGAUAUUACGCUAAUAGUGUCUUACAGUGCAAUUCAUACCACUUGGUGCCACAACCUUCAAUGUACUUCAGGUGAGUUGACAGCAACUCACCUGCAUGGCUUUCAGUUGUUUCUGAUAAGUGUGGCACGCAUCACUAUUUUGCCUUCUUGGAGAACCACUUUUGGUGACCUAAAGAUUCAAAAUCUUGCAAAUUCCUCUUGUCAAAACAACUCGAACUCUGUCAAAUUGGAUGGAGAAACUUUUUAAGCCUCCAAUUUUUAAAUCUUGGAUUUAUAUGUGGACUUUAGCUAGGCCGUUUUAACACAUGGAUUUACCUAGAUCUAAGCAUUGUCACCUUGGAUGUGUCUUCUGACAGUCUCACCUCUCAAGUCUUUUGCAGUUAUUUCCCGUCUCGAUCUCAUCAACUAUGGCUAGUUUCUCUUUCCCUGCUGAUGAAAACAUCGCCAAUCCAUGAUGCUGCCACCACCAUGUUUCAUGGGGUUUGUGUUUUCAGGUUUGUGUAUAUCGUUAGUUUUCAACACGUAUAUGCCAAACAGCUCUGAGCAGUUUGUUAAAGUUUUUACUCUCAGCUUACUUUUGUGGGAAAUUGGUUGCAUGUUGUUGUAUUUAGAGGCAUCAGACUAAAAACGGGUGAGUAAAAAUGCAAGCAAACACUUUCUAAAUUUUUAUUCAUAUAAAAAAAAAACUGCUAAAAAAACAAUCAUUUUAAUUUUCUUUGCACUCUGCAGUUAUGUGCUACUGAGUGUUGGUUUGCCACAUAAAAUCUUAUUAAAAGGCAUUGAAGUUUGUGGCAGAAAAAUAAUUAAUCAUGUAUGAAUUGUUUUGUAAAGUACUUUCUGCAUUUAAUGUAGGUAGGUGCAAAACAAAACAAACCGGUUCAACUUCUCUUGUUUUGAGGGACCGCAAGCCCCCAAAAGGUGACUGGAUGCAUCGUCGUGUGUAAUCUGUAACAUCCCACAAGGGGGCGAUCUAACACACGUCAACUCCCAAAAGCAGGCAGCUGAAGCUCUCGACAGUUUCUUACAGCGACAAUCAGUUCGGUUGACUGUGGAGCUCCUCACUGAUUUGAACACAAAAUCGAGCCAGAUUUAAUCUUUAAAGACAUAAAUAUGUGUCUUAUUUUCUUAUCUUGCUGCCAAAGAUAUUUGUUUUAUGAGAACUGACAUCCCAUUGCAGUGUUAGUCCUUGAUGAGGGAUCAUUUAUAGCCUCUCUACGCCCCGUCGCCGUUUUAGACCAGAGUUCUCCUCUUUAAUAUUUAACAUGCUGGGUUUCCCACUGGUCUGUAAAUAAUGCUGCAAACUGCCUGUUUUUUGUUUUUUUUACCAAAACCAACUGAACCCACGCGGAUCUGUAAAAGACAAUUGAACACAUCGUCGACUUUUUUUUUUGGAGGGGGGGAGAGGGGUUGUGUGAUUGUGUGUUUUUAAGUGACGGGAGAAAAGAAAAGUGAGUUUCAUUUGUUUACAUUACGUUUACAAUGGCACAAGUUUCCUUUGUAAGACUAUAUAUGUAGCUACAGACAAUAUUUGCAUAUUUAUUGCCUAAGGUUUAAUGAUAUAAUGUGUAUUGUGUUUUCACAGUUGGAAUAUAAUGUUACAGUUCUCACCUCUAUUACUUAUCUGGAUGAUUUUGGUAAAGUAGUUGAUAAUUUCUAUGACUACUAUAAGUGACUGUUUUCUGUGCCUUUUUAUGGUUAGAAUGCAUGGUUACCUAUUUAUUACAAUUUGGAGUCACUGAGAUGUGUAUUUUUGUAUUCGGAAUAAAUAAAUGAUUCAGCCCUUGUUGUACAUUUUAAGGUGCCUUGAAUCAGGCCACCUGUUCAUAUCUCUCUUCUUCAAUAAAACCAAAUACAUAUGCA
Poecilia reticulata (guppy) is the source of this 7808-nucleotide messenger RNA. The record is from RefSeq and is a predicted model, not a curated record. NCBI's taxonomy places the organism in Eukaryota, Metazoa, Chordata, Actinopteri, Cyprinodontiformes, Poeciliidae.